Molecule: messenger RNA, 447 nt
Organism: Adineta ricciae
Lineage: Eukaryota; Metazoa; Rotifera; Eurotatoria; Adinetida; Adinetidae
Source: the annotation of a GenBank genome assembly
AUGUCAUUUUCAUCCUCAGCAUCGAACGAGAAUAGCGAUAGCCAUGACGAUGUGUGGCUUACUAACGAAUCGAGCAUGGCACGCAUUGAGAGAAGGUCGAGUCAGAAAAAUGUUGAUGAACACCAUAUUUUGAAACAUCAUGUGGAGAAGCAGUGUGCUGAAAUCGAUGAUAGAAAUCAACUGCAAUCCGGCAAAAUAGGUACUAUGACGGUUUUAAUGGAGAACCAAAAUCGUAAACAGAAAAGAAUCAUGUCAAAGCUUGACGCUACUACCAACACCGUAGAAGACGUAUCUGAUGAAUUAAAAAUCAUGAAGCAAUCUCUUGGCGAGCUUCGACGAGAAGUUGAAGAUUAUCAACGUAGAAUUGAAGACUAUCAACGUAGAAAUGAAGUUUUCCAAGGGCAAGUUUUGACGACACUGGAAAGUAUGAAACCAAAAGCUGAUUAA